CCCAAAUUUCAUUGGCUCACCACAUCGAGCCACGCCUCUUACCGCGCAUCGAGCCGCCGACGAUGCGCGUUGUUUCACCUUGUUUCUUACAUCAUGUGGCAGACCAGGGGCCCUAUUCUUGAACAUAUAUCGCAUACGAAAAUGGCAGUUUCGUAUACGACUUUUAACAGUUGGUAUUCAUGAAUGAUUACUACGCGGUCGUAUUCGAAAAAUAUUAUGCGAUUUACAUCGUAUGGGUCAUGGCAUUCGAAAUAAAGAUUCGUAUGCGAUAAAUAACCAAAAUUUUAUAUAAUAGUAAAAAUUUCAUAUAACAAUGGCGGUUUUAAGAAGGUUAAUUAAUUUUAAUGUAAUAAAUGUUUUGGAAAAUGCAAACAUUGUGUUUGAAAAUAGAGAAAGAUUUCAACGUAAUGAUCCAUUUGAAUUAAAUAAUUUGGAGUUUAUGAGAUUAUUUCGUUUAAGUAAAGAUAUGGUACAAAGGGUAAUUGACAUAGUAGAGGAAUAUAGUGAUCCAAUUUCAAGAAGAUCAGCAUUAGAUGCGGAACAAAAGGUAUUUACUGCUCUUAGAUUUUAUGCAGUUGGAAGUUAUCAGUUAGGUAUUGGAUUCAAUGGAUAUAUUGGAGUUAGUCAAUCCUCUGUAAGUCGUUGUAUUCGAGAUGUAAACAUAGUACUCAAUCACCCCAAUGUGUUUAACGAAUGGGUUUAUUUUCCGAGGAAUUUAGAAGAGCUUACGACCAUACGUAAUGCAUUUUACACAGAAUAUGGAUUCCCAGGUGUCGUAGGAUGUAUAGACUGUACUCACGUGGCUAUAUUUCCACCCUCAAAGAACAAUGAAAUGUAUCCAGAACAUGUAUAUGUAAAUCGAAAAGGAUACCAUUCCAUAAAUACACAGUUAAUUUGUGAUUCAAGAAUGAAAAUUUUAAAUGUUAAUGCUCGAUAUCCUGGAAGUUGUCAUGAUAGUUUUAUCUGGAAUCAUUGCAAUGUUUUGCCAGUGAUGCAAACUUUACAUGCACGAGGGCAUGAUAAUUUUUAUUUGAUAGGUGAUUCAGGUUACGCGCUAAGACCAUGGCUUCUAACUCCACUGAAUGAUGUUCAACCGGCUACUCCAGAAGAACGUUAUAAUCAAUGUUUUAAAAGAACACGCUCAAUUAUUGAAAGAUGCAACGGAUUAUUAAAAAUGCGCUUUCGUUGCUUGUUGAAACACCGUGUACUUCAUUAUACUCCAAACGUGGCUUCUAAAAUUAUAAAUUCAUGUGUAGUUCUGCACAAUAUGUGUGUAGAAAAUAAUUUACCUCUUCCAGAUGAUGAUUAUGAUUUACAUAUGGAUUUUGGUAUGUUGAAUGAGAGACCAAUGGAAGUUGAAGCUGCUGUAGGGCGUUUAAAUCCUGAUCUUACAAAAGCAAGAGUAAUGCAACGCCGUAUAAUUAGAAAUUUUUUUCUUAAAUUAAAUAUAAAUCUAUCAAUAAUGCAAUAAUUAUAUAACAUUUUG
Solenopsis invicta (red fire ant) is the source of this 1486-nucleotide messenger RNA. RefSeq names its product putative nuclease HARBI1. Lineage: Eukaryota; Metazoa; Arthropoda; Insecta; Hymenoptera; Formicidae. Bases 314 to 1471 code for a protein of 385 amino acids. The transcript has 5 exons. The record is from RefSeq and is a predicted model, not a curated record.